AUGUCGGGCAGCAGCUGCACCUUCGAGGACCGGUGCGUGGCCGUGCUGUGCUGCCGCUUCUGCCGGCAGGUGCUGAGCUCGCGGGGGAUGAAGGCCGUGCUGCUGGCGGACACCGACACCGACCUCUACUCCACCGACAUCCCGCCCUCGGGUACCGUUGAUUUCAUCGGAAGCUGCUAUUUUACUGAAAUCUGCAAAUGCAAACUGAAGAACAUCGCAUGUUUGAAGUGUGGUAACAUUGUCGGUUAUCAUGUGAUUUCUCCCUGCAAACCUUGCCUGCUGUCCUGUAAUAACGGCCACUUCUGGAUGUUUCAUAGCCAAGCAGUCUUUGGCAUCAACAGACUAGACCCUUCUGGUGUGAAUGUAUUGCUCUGGGGCAACUUGCCAGAUUUGGAGGAAAGCACAGAUGAAGAUACAUCCUGCAUCUCUGAGGAGGAGUAUAUCAGAUAA
Messenger RNA from Athene cunicularia (burrowing owl), 450 nucleotides. It is a transcript of the gene RUMY1, whose product is annotated as family with sequence similarity 72 member A. The record is from RefSeq and is a predicted model, not a curated record. The transcript has 4 exons. Bases 1 to 450 code for a protein of 149 amino acids. Lineage: Eukaryota; Metazoa; Chordata; Aves; Strigiformes; Strigidae. Gene Ontology annotation, cellular component: cytosol.